UUGUAUAUUUUCUGUAAACAGGACAGAUAAUGAAGUACCAGAAACAUUAACCAAAAGUGAUUAAAGUUUCAUUUUUUAAUACAAAAUGAUUAAUAUUGCUCAUCCGAAGGUAUCGACGAAACCACCGAUAAGUAAAAUUCCACCAUCACGUAAAAAUUCGAUGAAUUUCGAAGAAUUUCCGACCCUCAAAAAACCGGUUGAUCCACCUACAAGUAAUUGUAAAGAAAUUGAAAUGGGGAUUGAUGCGAUGAUAAAAAGUCUCGAGAGUGACGCGAAGAAAUUACAAGCUACCAGUGAUUGUAAUCAAAAUGUUAUUGAACCAAAUUCGUGCUCGUUUGAACAAUUGUGUAGUAUGAUUAAUGAUCUCGAACGCAACACUUCCGGAGACCGUAUAAAUUAUCCUGAGAAGAAUGAAGCUCAUCUUGUGGAAGAAAGAUACAAGAAUCAGGUGGAACCGGAAAAGGAUUGUUCCAAUCAACUUUGCAGUGCAGCCGGUUCUACCUAUGAAGAUAUAAUGUCAUUUUUGGGAACGUUAGAGCAGGAUGAAACGGGAUACGUCAAUGACAGUCAGAUUGAAAAAUCGGAUAAGAAUUCAAAAAGCAUUCUACAGGAAUUAUUUACUGAGAAUCAGUUUCAUUACUGUCCUGGUUGUAAUAGAAACAAUAGAACCGUGAGUCUCAUACCGAAUACAUUAAAAGAGGAUUUAGCAACCGCUAAACUGCAACUGGAAGAACGAGAAGCUACCAUAAGAUUUUUGAAAAAUGAACUGCGCACCGAACGGCAGUUAGCUUGUGAGAAAAUUGAAGCACAGACAAAGCAGCACACAGCGGCUCAACAAACGCAAAAAUCAAAGUAUCAAACCGUCGUGAAGCGGCAUCAAAAGUUCAUCGAGCAGCUUCUUUCCGAGAAGAAGGAUUUGUCUGAAAAAUGCAAUUUUUUGGCAGACCGCAUCAAAGAAAUGGAAGCCAAACAUUUGCGGGAAUCGAAAGUCGUAGCUGAGAGACAUACUGUAGAAUUGCAACGCGCCAGGGAGCUUUGUGCGGCUAGCGAAAAGAUCCGUCGCGAACGAUGGUUAGAAGCCAAAACAUCUAAGAUUAAGGAAAUGACGGUGAAAGGUCUUGAACCGGAACUUCGUAGUAUGGUUGAACAGCAUCAACAAGACAUCCAGGAGAUACGUAGUGCACAUAUUAAAGAGUUACAAGACAUGGAAUUGAGAACUAUACGGCGUUCUAAUCAGCAACUUGAACAGUUGAGACUUGAAUUGGUGGCUAGUCAUGAAAAAAUGAUGAGCAACGAAAAAGAAAUCCUUAGAGCCAGGUACGAGGAGAAAAUGGAAGAGCAAGAAAAGCUGUUUCGUACUCAACACAGAAAACUUAUUGAUGAAUUGCAGCAGGAGAGAAAUUUGUUUGUACAGCAACAAGCGAAGAUGCAUUCCGAGAAGGAUGCUGCAGUGCAACAGGCUUAUUCUCAUUUUCAGGAAAAGAUAAAUGCCUUGAAUCGGCAACAUCAAAUUGAGAAGAAAUCUUUUCAAGAAUCGUUACGAGUUGAGCAGGAAACAUGGAUGGAGAAUUAUCGUAGGCAACAGAGCGUGAAAUUUGAAAGGGCCGAAGGGAAAAUUCGCGAAGAAUGUAAUCGCGAGCGGGAUAGGCAGAUUGAAAUAGCGAUUGAAAGACUUGAAAGGGAGACGCGCGACAUGAAGAAUGAUUUACAAAAAAGCUCACAAAAUAAACUCAGGAGUUUGAAGGAAAAAUACGAGACUGAAUUAAAAGACGCUGCUGAGAAUGAGCAAUUGUUAAAGAGUAAAAUGACGUUGAUACAAAAACGUUUGAAAGAUACUGAAAAUCAAUUGGAAAUUUCUGAAAACAAAUUGCGAGAUUGCUCCUGCGAUUUGAAUGCUUGUAAGCAGUCGAUGGACAAAAUGAAAAUGGAACGCGACAAUGCAAAACGCGUUGUUCGUCAAGAAAUUGAAAUGGAAAAACGUGGAUUAGAGGAGAAAAUUUCAUCUUUGUAUCGUGAAUUGGCGGAAAACAAUUCGAAUCGAGAAGCUUUAAUGGGUCAAGUGUAUAGCAGAAUUAAAUUGAUCGUCACUCAAAAGGAUUUGUUAAUUCGAAAUCUGAAGGAGGAAGUUGAGGGAAUGAAAAAACGAUGCGAUCACUUAGAAAAAUUAUUAGAUCAUCAGCGGAAGGAAUAUGUAUUAAAGUCCUUAUAAAUAAUUAAUAUCUAAACUGUAAAUAAUAUAUUUUCGAUACAAUAAUACACUAUACAACUAUGUAUAUAUUAUUUUAUAAGUGACU
Messenger RNA from Cephus cinctus (wheat stem sawfly), 2294 nucleotides. It is a transcript of the gene dila, whose product is annotated as centrosomal protein of 131 kDa. Gene Ontology annotation, cellular component: centriolar satellite. Lineage: Eukaryota; Metazoa; Arthropoda; Insecta; Hymenoptera; Cephidae. Bases 86 to 2209 code for a protein of 707 amino acids. The record is from RefSeq and is a predicted model, not a curated record. Gene Ontology annotation, biological process: cilium assembly; regulation of centrosome duplication; intraciliary transport involved in cilium assembly. The transcript is spliced from 10 exons.